Hypanus sabinus (Atlantic stingray) is the source of this 1810-nucleotide messenger RNA. RefSeq lists its product as uncharacterized. The coding region runs from base 82 to 747 and encodes 221 amino acids. The record is from RefSeq and is a predicted model, not a curated record. The transcript is spliced from 5 exons. Lineage: Eukaryota; Metazoa; Chordata; Chondrichthyes; Myliobatiformes; Dasyatidae.
GACAAAACGGAGCGAUUUCGCAGGAGAUAUCUUGGAAUUAAACCCUGCCUUUUCGAGUUCACGGGAUCAUUCCUUUGGUGAAUGUGCUCACUCGGAGUAUCAGAUCAGAUGGAGGACGUGACUACCAAGGGAAGGUCCAUCGCAGUCUGUGUGUGGUUGGUCAUGGUCGGAAUUGCUGCUGAUGUGGAGUGUUCUGGGCAGGGGACCAUGGCAACCCAGAUGUCGAACUCGCCACUGAUGAAUUCUAGGAAGCCAGUCUCCAGCAGAAUGGGGGGAUGGGAUGGAAGGAAGAUGCUGAACUCCACGAAUGCGGCUGGGCGGUCAGUAGCUCAAGUGACGAUGGCAGUUGGUGUUCCUAUCGUUCUGUGGUGCUUGUGGGUCGGACGUUUGAAAACUCAAAUAUUGGCCUGGAUGGAGAUGCACAGUGAGAUCCCACUAUCAGCAGUGUUACUGCCUGCUCUGGCAGCACCCCCAAGACUCCAGAGGAAUCCAGCCCAGUCUGUGCAAUCUCUCCCCAGGACUAACACCCCACCCAGACAAAGUCCUGGUGAAUCUCCCCUUCACACAGGGGAUCCCUCCCUUGGGUCCACGGACCCCUUGGUUAAUGGUAUUGGUCCUCUGCAUAAAAUAAAGUUGAGAACCCCUGUCUUGUUGGUAAACACCUACUUGGGUUUGUCACAAUCAUUUCUCCCACAUUCACAUCACAUCAGUUGUUAUCACAUCAUGCCUGAAGUACCCUGUGGUUAACCACAAGUCACAGACUUCAAUUGGAAAAGCAUCCUCCCAGCACUCCCCUCUUUGUCUCCAAUCAUCUGCCAAUUAUCCAAUUCAACUUGGACACCAAGUGCCUUCUGGACUUGCUCUCCACCAACACCACCCCCUCCCCGCCCACAAACCAAUCAAAGACCUUCCCAAAGUGUUUCUGAGUAAAAUAUACGUCAUGGCCCUGGUCAACUUAUCCGAGUCACCACCUCAUUAAAUCUCAGGCAAAUUAGGGGGAGAGUGUGAUAGGAAAUGCUCUGUUACCAACUCUGUUAUAAGAAUUAACCUUAAUUAAUAAUAAUAAUAAUAAUAAUAAUAAUAAUGACGAGUUGGGUACAGAAAAACAUGUAUUUCCUCACAAUUAACUUUAUUGGUUUGACUAACAAACACAUGGGUUGCUAACCCCAUUUCCAACCCUCCUGCUCUCGGGGCUGGGUUAGGGAUCAUCAUGGUAGAUGUGUUGGCUUUACGACAGUUAUUUAGUUUAUAAUAUUUUCGCUUAGUAAUUCAUUUGUUAGUAUUUUCUAGUUAGAAUUAGAAGUGUUUAAAGUAUAUUCAUUGCAUGUAAAAAAUAUCGGCAUGCGAUGACGUCACAUCCGGUUUCGCCACGUCUUGUGGGAAAAUACCGGUUUGAGAUCAACACGAGGGUGGGGGGCUCACCACGAGGCACACCUGAGCAGGGUUGUUUGUAUGCAUUAGAAAUCACAGUGAGAGCAACGCUGUAAGUUAAUAGAUAAUCGAUAUAUUGAACUAAGAUGUUAACGCCGAUCCUGUUAAAAGUAACGACGGUCGAUAAUGUUUAUGUUUUCGUUAGUUAAAGAGUUGCGGAUAGUUUGCAUUGAAGUGUAUUUAAAGUAGUCAAUGGCAUAGGUAAACUCUGCCUGUAUACUUCACCUUAAUGUAAUGUAGUUAUAGUCACUUUUACAAGUAUUUACAAUGGAAAUGUGAUAUUAAGAAAGGAACAAAUACUGUAUCAAUCUUGUAUUGUUUUAUCAACAGUUUUCACCAUAUGUUAAUGUGAAGAGUGAACAGUAAAUGGUUAAUCUUA